Suncus etruscus (white-toothed pygmy shrew) is the source of this 379-nucleotide messenger RNA. It is a transcript of the gene DPM3, whose product is annotated as dolichyl-phosphate mannosyltransferase subunit 3, regulatory. The record is from RefSeq and is a predicted model, not a curated record. Gene Ontology annotation, cellular component: dolichol-phosphate-mannose synthase complex; endoplasmic reticulum membrane. The transcript is spliced from 2 exons. Bases 37 to 315 code for a protein of 92 amino acids. NCBI's taxonomy places the organism in Eukaryota, Metazoa, Chordata, Mammalia, Eulipotyphla, Soricidae. Gene Ontology annotation, biological process: GPI anchor biosynthetic process.
UCUCCGGGAAGGGAAGGUGCGGUACUAUCAGUGGCCAUGACGAAGUUGACACAGUGGCUCUGGGGACUCCUGCUCCUGGGCUCUGCCUGGGCGGCCCUGACCCUGGGCGCCCUGGAUCUGAAGCUGUCCUCGGCGUGCAGGGAGGUGCUGUGGCCGCUGCCCGCCUACCUGCUGGUGUCCGCCGGCUGCUAUGCCCUGGGCACCGUCGGCUACCGCGUGGCCACUUUCCACGACUGCGAGGACGCCGCCCGCGAGCUGCAGAGCCAGAUCCACGAAGCGAGAGUCGAUUUGGCCCGCAGGGGGCUGCGCUUCUGACCCUCCUGAUUCAUUCCCGCUCGCUCACCCCACGCCCCAUUAAAGAGCAUGUUUAUUUUCCUAA